Messenger RNA from Ceutorhynchus assimilis (cabbage seed weevil), 798 nucleotides. The record is from the annotation of a GenBank genome assembly. NCBI's taxonomy places the organism in Eukaryota, Metazoa, Arthropoda, Insecta, Coleoptera, Curculionidae.
AUGCCCUUGCCUGCCGCCCUAGCAGCAAAACUAGCGAAAAGGGGCCUAAUAACUUCUAAUAGGCCGAAAUCAUCCAGAGAACCAGUCAAAAAACUAGACUACAAAGGCUUGUCCGUGUGCCCCAAUAAAAGCAACGUGUUUCACGAGUGCAACCAGUGGUGUGACGCUCAUUGGAAAGGGGUAGCCACUCCGGAUCCAAAAUACCUCCGUAACAUGCAAAAAUUACUUGCCAAGUAUCCUUUGGCAUUGAACUGGACGGAAAUAUUUGAUAAAGGAGUUGGAAGAUAUUACUACUGGAACAUGGAAACUGACUUAGUUUCAUGGCUGCCACCAAAACAUCCCAAAGCCAUUCUAACAAAGAGUGCUGCAAAACUCAGAGAAUGGAAAGCCCAAGAUCAAAGAGACAAGAGAAUAAGAGAAGAAUCAAUCAAAAUGCAAAAAUCAGAUAGAGAUCAAGACAGAGAUUCUGAUGAUCCUGAAAGAAACUCUAGAUCUAAACAUUCUGAUAGGCGAGAUCACAGGGAUAGAGACAGAAGAAAUAAAAGGGACAGAGAGGAUAGGGACCGGUACAGGCGCGACAGAGACAAACGUAAAAGGGAAGACAAUCUGUUAGACCCCAUGGACCCUGCUGCUUAUUCAGAUAUUCCUCAAGGAACUUGGAGUGAUGGUUUAGACACAAAUAAAAGUAGAGCGGAUAAUACUGCUUCAGGGGUGCUGUUUCAACAGAGACCGUAUCCAGCCCCAGGAGCCGUUCUGGCAGCUAAUAAAGAAAAAGAUGAUAAGGAGAAAAAGAAAUAG